Messenger RNA from Limulus polyphemus (Atlantic horseshoe crab), 2688 nucleotides. Its product is annotated as 5'-AMP-activated protein kinase subunit beta-1-like. The transcript has 8 exons. The record is from RefSeq and is a predicted model, not a curated record. Gene Ontology annotation, biological process: signal transduction. NCBI's taxonomy places the organism in Eukaryota, Metazoa, Arthropoda, Merostomata, Xiphosura, Limulidae. Bases 114 to 899 code for a protein of 261 amino acids. Gene Ontology annotation, cellular component: nucleotide-activated protein kinase complex; cytoplasm; nucleus. Gene Ontology annotation, molecular function: protein kinase binding.
ACCAUGGUACUAGUGUGGCUGAGUCAGAGUGUAUGACAUUUUUCGGGUGGAAAGGGUGUUCUGAUGCAAUAAAGGUUUUUUAAAGUGGAAUUCGAAGAACCACUGAAAAAAAGAUGGGGAAUAUAAGUUCAGGAAAACGAGACAGAAGAUGUUCAUCUGACACAGAAUGUUUUCCAGUGUCCCCAACUAAAGAAAAGAAUAAAGAAACUGGAAAGAAAGGCAAACAAGGACGUCAGAGGUCUUCAGAAGAGGUAGAAGAUUUUCCUACCUAUACAAAGGAACCAGUCUCAAGUAUUAGUAACAAUACUAUACCAAUUAGUGUCAACAGCAAUGAGACAACUUUGCCAACUGUCUUUAAAUGGGAUGGAGGAGGCAAGGAAGUCUAUAUUAGUGGGACUUUCAGUGGCUGGGAACCCAUAAAGAUGAUAAAUAGCUAUGGAGAUCAUAUGCUGAUAUUAAACUUGGAAGAAGGAGAACAUCAGUACAAGUAUCUAGUGGAUGGUCAGUGGCAACAUGACACUGUUGAGCCAGUUUGUGACAAUGGAAUGGGAUCAAAGAACAAUGUCAUUAGAGUAAGAAAAGAAGAUUUUCAAGUAUUUGAAGCCUUAGAAAUGGACAGCAUCAGUACUAGUGGUGCUCUUUCUGAAGAUUAUUCACAAGAAAUUCCUGAGCGAGGAUCUCAAGUUAAAAAUCCUCCUUUACUUCCCCCUCAUUUACUUCAAAUUAUUCUCAAUCAAGAGGUUUCUAUCUCGUGUGACCCAACCCUACUUCCAGAACCUAACCAUGUCAUGCUUAAUCACCUGUAUGCUCUCUCAAUAAAGGAUGGUGUUUUGGUACUGAGUGCUAGCCACCGUUACAAAAAAAAAACUGUUACCACUGUUUUCUACAAGCCUGUUUGACAAUAUCAGUGUAUGGGGGAAACUUUUCUACCUAUGAUCCUCUAUAGAAAAUAUGGAAUCAUUUCCCAUUUGCUCUGUAGAUCACCAGCAAAAAAUAUUUCGGAGAAGUUAAGCAAGUAACAUGGUAACUAAUGUUGCCAGAAUAUUUUUGUGCAUAAUAUACACAUUGCUGAAGAAAAAAUAUAUUUAAAAAAAAUUAAUUAAAUAUUUAUUAGUCUUUCAAGAGUUUAUGGAGAUGUAUGUAUUUUGGGUAUUAACUUUUUGUAUGAUCUGAAUCGUUAUUUAUAGCAAGGUUGUUAAAGUAAAUCGCCUUGUAUGCUCCAGAUUAAGAUUAUCAGAUGUAGGAACAUGUUAUUGCAAUGCAUAUUUAAGAAAUGAAGAUGCAAUUCACCAUAACUGAACUUGGUCAUUUAAAACAUGCAACAAAUUCUUUUCUCAUACUAAAAUUGUUUCAAAUUUAAGUACAAUUAAUUGCUUAGUUACAUAUUUUUGAAUUAUCUAGAUUAAUAUCAAAACAAAGGCAUUGUGCAGCAGCAGCAACAACUGUUCUUUUAGGUAUUGUGAUAUUGGCUAAAUGUUUGUUUUUUCUCUUUUUUUUUUUAUGUCUAAGAUCCUUACAGAAUAAGCCUACUGGUUUUAAUAUGGUUAACCUUGUGCUAGUGCCUUUGAUAAGUUACUUAUGAACUCUGAAUUUUUAAAAGUACAAGUGAAGUAUAUGUAAAGGUCUAUAGCUCUGUUUAUCUAUCUUGGAAAAUAAAAAUAAAGAAUUUUAUAGUAAGUACUUUUGUUUAGAAUUAAGAAAUUAAAUUUUGUAGAACUAUAAUGUUGUUCCAAGCAGAAAUGUAACUUUCAAAAACUUUUGAGGUAAUAACAAUCGGUUGUUUAAAAUUGAUUUAUUUACCAGAUACAUAACUUAUUUUUUAUUCCUUCACCACUAUUUGAUUUUAUAAUUAACUUGUUCUUACUACAAAGCAAAGAACUAAAUACGCUGAAAAAUGAUUUAUAACAAACUAAUGGGAAAUGCAUUGUUUAUAAAUUGGUCUUUACAUUAAGAUGUAUAAAUAAUGAAAUGUACAUGCUGAACUUUUCAGUAACCUUAUUUUUAAUUGGAAUUUUAUGCUUCAAGUAAGAACCACUAAUUUAUAAUUUAAUCUUGGUACAGAUAUAUAGUACUAAAGCAGUAACUUUACAGAUUCUACCAGAUUUUAGCUUAAGAAUUGAGAAAUGGUCACAUAGAUAUGUUGGAAGAUUACUGAAAUAUUUCAUUCUUUAGAUCUAAUAAGUUGUAAAAUAUAAUGAUUUUAAAUGUAUUACUGAUAUUGCCAACUAGUCAAGGUAUUGUGUAAUUUGGUCAGGUGAGAUGUUUCUAAUUCAAUGUAGACCUCUUUGUUUAUAGAUGGCACAUCUUGUGUUUUCGUUGUAUGUCAAGUCUUCCCACUGAGUAAACGUCCACCUUUAGUCAAUAUAUCCAAAUAGGUAUUAGACUUAAUGUAGUGUACUUUCAUUGAAAUAUUUUCUAAAUGGUUGUGAAAAUCCAUCCAGAAUAAAUGAAUGGGUAUAAUAACUUUUGGUCAGAAGCAGAAUUUUAUUUUUUGAGAUUUCUUCUUUUUAUGCUGCUCUACCCAUCUUUAUUUUUGUAUCUGCAAAAAUUACAUGAAAUAACAAACGUUUGAGAAUUUAUACAUCUGUGUACUGCUACAAACUUUUGUCUGAGAUUAGUUUUUGUUUUGUAUUACUUAAGUUUUUGAAGUUUGUAAAUUUGUGUUAAUUUAAAAUUUGAAUACUUAAG